Molecule: messenger RNA, 1996 nt
Organism: Zingiber officinale
Lineage: Eukaryota; Viridiplantae; Streptophyta; Magnoliopsida; Zingiberales; Zingiberaceae
Product: calmodulin-binding receptor-like cytoplasmic kinase 3
Exons: 7
Coding region: 655-1779 (374 amino acids)
Biological process (GO): protein phosphorylation
Molecular function (GO): ATP binding; protein kinase activity
Source: RefSeq, a predicted model, not a curated record
AAUGCCCUUUCUUCAACUCCGAAACCGAACCGCCGUCAUAAUGGACGGGAAACAAAACUUCAAGUCUUUGCAAGUCUUCCGAAGAAUCUCCAUCUUUCUCUCUCGCCUGAUCGCGUUCCCUUCUCGCAAUCGCCAAUCGCAUCGUUUCCCCGGACAGGAUUUCUCAGGCGGCAUUGAGCAUCGCCCAAUCUCGGCUGUACUCGUGCCAUGAUUCGGCGAUCAGUUCGAUGAGGCGACCCUCAGAUGACGACGAUGCUGAUGCACCGUAAAUGCCCGUCUUCCUGCUAGGAAAAUCUGUGCUCCAGUUUGGUUACCGCGCGCAUCGGCUUUAGUCGUUGGCUAGGGCCGUCGAUCUUGUGUUGCUGGAUUUCUGGAUGGAUGCGAGCCCAGUUUAGUACGGAGGAGGUGGAUUGUUACGCUGCUUUGGCAAGUGCUAAGCUAGAGUUGUACUUCGCGAAGCAGUAGCAAGGAUUAUUGCGGCCUUGACUUGCUAGUAUUUGCCCCUGAGCAUUGGGUCCGUGUUUCUCGGGGGGCCUGAUAAAACUGAAAGUGGAAAACCUUCGUCUGCGUUCACCUUUUGAUGCCUACAUCAUUGGCAAACUAAAUCAGAAGGAGUAAAAUCACUAUACUUCAGGUGCAACAUCAGAUAGUGUUAUGUUGUCUGUUUCAGAAGGUUUCUGGCUGUGUUGCAGCCUCGUUUGUCCUUGUUGUAGUUCAAAGAGCAAAGACACUAGUGAGGAUCCUGUUCUAAGUGGUGAUUCAACUUUGUUGAACUCUUUGGAGGUCGGAUCAAAUUCAGGAAGGACGCCAGGAACUCCAUAUAGAGUACCUCCAAGUCCAUCUCGAUUUUCAUUGUCUCCACAACCAAAUAAACUUGAACCUUUAAAUCUCAGCCUCAACGAGAUCAUCAAACUUACACGAAAUUUCUCAUCCACACAAGUAAUUGGCAAAGGUGAUUUUGCAACAGUCUAUAAGGCUGAGCUACAUGGUGGACAGCUUAUUGCUAUAAAGCGAGCAAAGAAGGAACACAUUGCUACUAUCCAUGCGGAAUUCAAAAAUGAAGUUGAACUCCUCGCUAGAAUUGAACAUAGAAAUUUGGUCAGAUUACUUGGUUAUACUGAUAAAGGAAAUGAGUUUAUUAUAAUUACUGAGUAUGUGCCAAAUGGCACCCUGCGGGAGCAUUUAGAUGGUAAGUACGGGAAGAUUUUGGAUUUCAGUCAACGGUUAGAAAUAGCCAUUGAUGUUGCUCAUGGAUUAACAUAUCUCCAUCACUAUGCAGAGAAGAGUAUCAUUCACCGUGAUGUGAAGUCAUCAAACAUUUUACUCACUGAAGGCUUUAGAGCCAAGGUCGCUGACUUUGGCUUCGCUCGAACUGGACCCAUGGAAGCUGAUCAGACUCACAUUCAGACCAAGGUAAAAGGGACAGUUGGUUAUGUUGAUCCAGAAUAUCUGAAAACAUGUAAACUUACAGUGAGGAGUGAUGUUUUCUCCUUCGGAAUUUUGCUGCUGGAAAUUCUUUCGGCCCGCGGCCCAGUAGAUAUAAAGAGAUCUGAUGAAAGGAUUACUGUGAGAUGGGCCUUCAACAAAUAUAAGGAAGGCAACGAGAGGCAAAUACUGGAUCCUCAGAUGCAUGAAGUGGUGGCAGAUCUGGUAGUAAAGAAGAUACUUGCUUUGGCUUUUAAGUGUGCUGCUCCUACACGCAAAGAUCGACCGGCCAUGCGAGAAGUUGUCGAACAGCUUUGGGGGAUAAGGAAAGACUACACUAGUGGGAGUUCAUGAAGUUAUUAUCAUAUUGUGCAGAAGUGUGGCCACAACAAUUGAAUGACUUAUUCAGUGCGAAUUAACCCUUUGUUGUACUACAAACCUUCAACAUCUUUUCAAUUUUGCAGUCGAGCAUUGCCUUUUGAACAGUUCUUAGUGUAUGUUAAAAAGCAAGGUGUGCAAUAUUGUGGAUUGGUGAUGAAGCAUACUUUUGCAUACAAGAGGAUUAGAGGAA